AUGAAUGUCAAUGAAGCUUCUAUCUUCAAUGAAAAGAUCCUUGAUCCGGAUUUAAUAGAUCUUGAUUUUACUGGUUGUCCUUUUACUUGGUCGAACAAAAGAAAGGGUCAUGCUCUUACUGAACAAAGACUGGAUAGAGGACCAGCAAAUGAUGAUUGGCUACUUAUCUACCCUAACACCACCAUCACUAGUAUGUUAGCCAUAGGGUCUGACCAUCACCUCGUUUUACUAAACUCCAAUCCUCACUGGAAAAAUGGUAAGAUACCUUUCAAGUUUUUUGGUCCCUGGUUAGAUCAUGAUGAAUGCAGGAAAAUUAUAGUCGAUUGCUGGGAAAACGCAAUUCCUGGAUCAAGUGCAUUCUCUGUUGCUAGAAAACUUAAGGACAUAAAGCUGCAAAUCAGAGUCUGGAACAAGGAUGUCUAUGGCAACAUCAAAACCAAUAUUGAUGAAAGCAAGCAAUACUUAAAUUGGCUUCGUAUACACUACUUCAAAGAAGAUAGAGGUCAGGUUCUAGCUGAUGCAAGAAAACAACUCAAAAACUGGCUAGACAUAGAAGAAAAGUUCUGGAAAACCAAGAGCAGAGAUCAACUUAUCAAGUUGGGAGAUCAGAACAUAAGCUAA
Papaver somniferum (opium poppy) is the source of this 621-nucleotide messenger RNA. RefSeq lists its product as uncharacterized. The transcript has a single exon. The record is from RefSeq and is a predicted model, not a curated record. Bases 1 to 621 code for a protein of 206 amino acids. Lineage: Eukaryota; Viridiplantae; Streptophyta; Magnoliopsida; Ranunculales; Papaveraceae.